CUUAUUCUGCCGUCUGCUUAUUCUGCCGUCUGCUGAUCUCGUGCAACAUGUAACAGUUUUCUGUUUCUGCUUCAUGAUACAAUUAUAUCCUCAGUGACAACAAUAAUGUUGAGCGAACAGUUUAGAUAAUAAGACAACUUUCAUUGCACUUUAGAUUUUUUUGGCAAUCAAUCUGCGCAUCUUUCCCUGAUCGUUUCAGACAGUCCUGUUCGUGGGUCGUGGCAGGUAUCCGCAUGCGUCGUCCUCAAGCAAUUGAUGCCGUGAGCUGUUCUCAGAUUUUUAAAUAGGCUUACCUUUUAUAUUUUAUCUGGACAUGUUAUUUCUCUCCAAGGCCCGCGGCAUUUGAAGGUUGGGCUCCUGUUGAGGGUGGUCAGAGAUAGAUUCACACCACUAGGUGUAGUACCGAGAAGAGUGGCCAAGUUCCAAUACACGGACUGGUGUAUCUAGGUAGGGUGGUCCAGCCCAGGCUCCAGGCUAUGUCUCCCUGGCUGUGGGAGAGCUAUUCCAUGCUGAGUUGAAAGGGACCUGCUUGGCUGGGGAAUACGGGAACAGACAUGGGGCUGGGACAGUCCAACAAGGCUCCUGUCACCGAUGACACAGAGGAGAUUCAUUUCGAUCACUUCCAAAUCUUAAGGGCUAUCGGGAAAGGAAGUUUCGGGAAGGUGUGCAUUGUGCAGAAAAAGGACACAAAGAAAAUGUACGCCAUGAAGUACAUGAACAAACUGAAGUGUGUGGAACGGAACGAGGUCCGCAAUGUCUUCAAGGAGAUGCAGAUCAUGCGGAACCUCGAGCAUCCCUUCCUUGUCAACUUCUGGUACUCAUUCCAAGACGAGGAGGACAUGUUCAUGGUAGUGGACCUGUUGCUGGGAGGAGACCUACGCUAUCACCUCCAGCAGAAUGUACACUUCUCAGAGAACACUGUCAAGCUGUACAUCUGUGAGAUCGCCCUGGCGCUGGGCUACCUCCGCAGCAAACGCAUCAUCCACAGCAGGAUCGACAGGCGUCUUGCCUCAGUCGGAUUGUGUGGCUUCCAUGCCUCAGCCGGCUCGCCAGGCUCUCACGCUCCUGCCGGUUCGUUGGGCUCCCAUGCCCCAACUGGCUUGCCCAGCGCCCAUGUCUCGGCCGGUUCGCCAGGGUGGGACKCCGGGUGGUGCCCCAAGAGGGGGGUAUACUGUUACAUCUGCUCCCGCUCUUCCCCCCCUGGCGCUUGA
Molecule: messenger RNA, 1211 nt
Organism: Salvelinus sp. IW2-2015
Lineage: Eukaryota; Metazoa; Chordata; Actinopteri; Salmoniformes; Salmonidae
Source: RefSeq, a predicted model, not a curated record